Molecule: messenger RNA, 1189 nt
Organism: Synchiropus splendidus (mandarinfish)
Lineage: Eukaryota; Metazoa; Chordata; Actinopteri; Syngnathiformes; Callionymidae
Gene: crhbp
Product: corticotropin releasing hormone binding protein
Exons: 7
Coding region: 1-966 (321 amino acids)
Biological process (GO): hormone-mediated signaling pathway; negative regulation of corticotropin-releasing hormone receptor activity; negative regulation of corticotropin secretion
Molecular function (GO): corticotropin-releasing hormone binding
Source: RefSeq, a predicted model, not a curated record
AUGAGCAUCAUGGCGCGAACUUUCCGGGAGCAGCUCUGCGUCCUGCUGCUGAGUCUGAGCGUCCUGACGGGAGACGGCAGGUACAUCGAGAACAACGAGAUCGCGCAGGAUGAGUUGUUUUCACUUUUCAACCCAGAACUGAAGAGAGAAACGCCGGAGGAACUCAUGUUCCGCCGCCCUCUACGUUGUCUGGACAUGGUGGCAGUGGAGGGUCACUUCACCUUCACGGCCGACCGCCCUCAGCUGAGCUGCGCCGCCUUCUUCAUGUCAGAGCCCAACCAAGUCAUCAGCGUGGACUUGGAUCAAGUGGACGUGGACUGUGCCGGAGGAGACUUCAUCACGGUUUUCGACGGCUGGGUGAUGAAAGGGGAGAAGUUCCCCAGCUCCCAGGACCACCCGCUGCCCAUGUACGAGCGCUAUGUGGACUACUGCGACUCCCAGAGGACCAGUGUCAGGGCGUCUCAGAACGUGGCCAUGAUCUUCUUCCGGGUGCACAACGCCGGCAGUAGCUUCACAGUGACCGUCAGGAAAAUCCUCAACCCCUUCCCCUGCAAUGUCCUGUCUCAGUCGCCAGAGGGCAGCUACACGAUGGUGAUUCCUCAGCAGCACAGGAACUGCAGCUUCUCCAUCAUCUACCCGGUGGAGCUGGACAUCUCCGAGUUCAGCCUGGGACACCGCACUGGCUUCCCAAAGAGGUCCAUGCCCGGGUGUGCCGAGUCCGGAGACUACGUGCAGCUCCUGGGAGGGAACGUCAUCGACUCGUCCAAGCUGCUGCCCAUCACCGACAUCUGCGUCUCCUUCACCGGGCCCACGCACAUGAAGGUGGGCUGCGACAACACGGUGGUCCGGAUGGUCUCCAGUGGCCGCUUCGUCAACCGUGUGUCCUUCAGCUACCGCCUCCUCAACAGCCAGGAGCUGCAGACGCUCAAGCUCAACAACGUGGAAGACUUCUGCUUCAACAACUAGGCCUCCGUCAGAGUGAAGCCAGCUCACCGCAUCAGCAGUAUUUAUUUUGUAUUAUUUACUUUCAACGGCAUUUAUUUGUCUUUGGGCCAAACUUGAGUCGGUGCUAAACAACUUUAUGGGUCGAUGAUGUCAUUUCCUGCAACAUGAUGAUGUCACACGGUGAAGAGACUGGUGCGUGUAAUGUCUGAAUUUACAUUUGUACAAAGGUUUUUGUAAUAAAACA